AUGGAGGUCGGCCCCUCCGUGCAGUCGCCGAGAACGCGGUGUUUCUCCGGUGUUGCCGAGCAACUCGACGCCGCCAUGCCUGCACCCGUACAGGACGGCCAAGUGGAUUCGAUGUCCACCUCAGACUUCUCCUGUUCCUCGUCUUUGCUUGUUGAAGGCGCAGGUGCCAACAGGUCCGUUGACUGCCUCCGCGGUCAGCUGGACUCUCGAGGAAAGGCCGAGACACAAAACUUCUCGGAACAGUUAGAGGGCAAUUCUCAGUACCUGACAACUGCAAUUGGACUUAUAGGGAAACAAGCAGACUCUUUCCAUGGCCCUGCUUCACUUGCACAUCCCGCGGACCGUUGUGAACACGCGGAAGGCGGAGUAAAUUUCUCUGCAGAGCGACGUCCACGUGGUUUUAUGGGGCUGGAGAGGGAUCGCAAAGAGGCUGAUGAACGGGAGGGAGAGAGAGCGAGGAAACGCUGGAGGGGCGCCGAACGAACACGACAGCAGGUGCAUGUGGAAAGGAAAAGCUUCGCCGAGCUUCCGCAAGAAGUUCUCGAACUGAUCUUCUCGCGCCUUGGCCUCGCCGACCUCUCCAGAUGCCUCUGCGUUGCAAAGUCCUGGCAUCCCCCGCUGAAUGCUGUCUUCGCCAAAACAAUCGUUUCUCUCGGCACCUCCCGUCGUCUGCUUCUCACCGAUGCACAGCUGGAAGCGCUUUUGAAACGAUGUCCCGCUGUCCAUACAGUCGAGUUGGACUGCUUUCUGCUCACGCCCAGAGGCGCCGCUCUCCUCGGCAACGCCCCGAGUCUGGUGUCUCUUUCGCUGACUUCCGUUGACCACCAGACGGAUGAAUUCUUUUACGCCUUGGCGGACGUGAUCUCUGGAAUUGAGAGUUUCUCCGUCGCCAUCUUUGACAGGAGCAAACACAUCACAAAUGCAGCCUUGGAGCACCUGGCGGGACGGCUGCAGAAACUCCAGGCGUUUUCUGUCGAGAUUUCCUUUCGGGAAAAUCUGGACUUCUUCGUCCUCGCCUUGACUCGAGCGUCUGCUGGAACUCUGCGCCAUGUCACUCUCUACGACGUGAGUGAAGAGUGCCUGGUGCAGCUGACCGCGGCCAUAGGGAAGAAUCUUCUUUCCUUCUCCUACACAAAGACUUCCUCUACGUCUCUGCCCAUCUCGGACUGGCUUCUGCAGUAUCUGCCGCUGCGCAUGCCCCGCCUAACUUCUCUGCGCCUCGUGGACGCAGUGACGCCGGGCGUCCUCGCUCAGGUUUCUUCUCCUUUCUCGUCGCUGUUUGUUUCGGCGCGACGACGGAGAAGAAGGCGCAGAGAGACAGAACUCGACAGAGAACGAGUUAGAGAGAGAGGACGAGAGCGAGAAAGAGACCAAGAAAGAGAAAGAGAACAAGAAAGAGAGCGAGAAAGAGACCAAGAAAGAGAAAGAGAACAAGAAAGAGAGAGAGAAAGAGACCAAGAAAGAGAAAGAGAACAAGAAAGAGAUCAAGAUCACUCAGGCUCGGGGAUAGACAGAGAUGAGCCACGGGUCGCCCGCGAGAGAGGAGACAAUCGAGAGAGAAACGGACGAGAAACUGAGCGUCUUUCCUCUACAUCGGCAGCGCCGCUCUCGUCCGGGGGGGCGCCGCGUCGCCAGCGACAGGACAACUUGCGUGAAGCGUUGGAACAGCGAGGGAGAAGAGGCAACGGCGACCGAAUCCAGGAGGAAGAAGAAGAACCUCCGGAAGAGCCUCGAGGGCAUGCACGCCCUCACGGGAUCUCCAGAAACUCGCAGCGCCUCUGCUUCGAGAAGGUGCCUCCCCUCGUGUCGCCUGCGGGACUCAGCUGUCUGCGUCCACUCGCUGGGCACCUUGAAGUUCUCGCUCUCAGUCGGUCCUUCGGUCUCCCCUUCACACACGCCACCGACGUGGAUUUGCUGCAGUUCUUUGCGGACUUCUCUCCUCGUCUCCGCGAGCUGGAAUUAAACGGCUUCACCAAGAUGUCCGACGGCUUUCUUCAUGAGGUCCUCGUUGCAUGCGCAGAAGCCCGCUUCUCUGCGGCUCCCUCCCACGAUUCUUCCCCUUCGUCUCUCUCUUCUUGUUCCUCCACUUCUUCUCCUUGUCCUUCGCUUUCUUCUGUCUCUCGCGCUUCUCCAUGCUCGCCGGCCUCGGCGGCGCCUCCGCUUCGAGGCCCAGGAGUCGCGUCGGGAUUCAAACUGAAGAAACUCUCCUUGGAAGCUGCAGACAUCAGCGACCUCGGACUGCAUGCAAUCGCCACUGCUCUCGGGAGCACGGCUGAGACGCUGUGUCUGAAGAGAUGCGCGAAUCUCUCAGAAGCUGGCCACUGCGCAGUCGCCGAGUACUGCCGGAAUUUAACCUCGCUGAAUCUCGGCUUCUGCUCGGGCGUCAACGACCUCAGCGUCUGCUCGCUGCUUCAGUCCUGUCCAUCGCUGCGCACACUCGUUCUCAACGACGCGCGGAUUUCGGAUGUCGCUCUGGAGGCGAUCGGCGCGUCCCUGGGCGAGAAUUUGCUUGAACUCGCCUUGCACCGAAGCGACCUGAUAACAGACGACGGCUUGAAAGCCUUGGCGCGAGCCUGCCCGAACCUCGUUCUUCUGUCUCUCUCUUCCUGCACACAAGUCACGGACGCCGGCGUCGUCGAGAUCGCACAGUCCUGUCGAAGACUCCUCAAGCUGCGUCUUGACGGCACGCGUGUGACGGACGUCGCGAUUCGCGCCGUGGGCAGAUGUCUCCACCGUCUCCGCUAUUUGCAUCUUCAACGCUGUUCGCAUGUGACCGGAGAAAGUCUGGCCUUUUUCUCGACUGAGACGCAUCCGUGUCUCAAGUGUAUCGAACUUUCGGAUCCUCGAAGAAAAAUCUCCAAAGAACAAAUUCGAGCCUUCAGGGCGCGGAACCGGCCGGCGACGGCGCUGCAGCUCGGGGACGCCGCUCUGGACGACUGAUAAAGAUGACUCCGACGAGCGUCAGAAGCCGGAAGCAGAGGCGACGCGAGUCUCAGAAGACGAGUGAAGAAGGAACGAACACAGAGGGGAACAGGGAGGGAGCCGAAGAAGAGCGAGAACGGAAAGCAACAGGGAAGGAAGGAACGGCAGAACAGAGAAGCAGAAAAAGGGAGAGAAGAGAGCGAGAAGAACGCAGGAAGCGAGAAGGCGGAACACAGAGGGAGGAAGCCGUAGAGGUAAAAAGGAAAAGUAGCGCAGAAAGAGGUAGAAAGAGGAGCAGAUGGAGAGAUGCAGAGCAAGAGACAUUGCGUAUCUCAUAUCCGGAAAGAGGCGGACAGAGAAGCAGACGGAAAGAGAGAUGCAGAGCAAGAGACAUUGCAUAUCUCAUAUCCAUGGAGAACGAAGACGCUGACUAGCUGAGGGUAAAACGGGUGAGGACCCACAUCAGAAACCGAGACAAGGUUUUCUCGCCGGCUUCGGGUUUUCAUUGCCUCGGAUCCUCAUAGCCCAGUUGCCGAAAAAGCAGGCUGAUAAACGUCUCAGCGAUAUCAUCCAUUCCGUCGGAUGAU
Toxoplasma gondii ME49 is the source of this 3509-nucleotide messenger RNA. RefSeq names its product leucine rich repeat-containing protein. The coding region runs from base 1 to 2940 and encodes 979 amino acids. The record is from RefSeq and is a predicted model, not a curated record. The transcript has 17 exons. Lineage: Eukaryota; Apicomplexa; Conoidasida; Eucoccidiorida; Sarcocystidae. Gene Ontology annotation, molecular function: protein binding. Gene Ontology annotation, cellular component: SCF ubiquitin ligase complex. Gene Ontology annotation, biological process: SCF-dependent proteasomal ubiquitin-dependent protein catabolic process.